Molecule: messenger RNA, 1333 nt
Organism: Alnus glutinosa
Lineage: Eukaryota; Viridiplantae; Streptophyta; Magnoliopsida; Fagales; Betulaceae
Product: cyclin-dependent kinase inhibitor 3-like
Exons: 3
Coding region: 232-969 (245 amino acids)
Biological process (GO): negative regulation of cyclin-dependent protein serine/threonine kinase activity
Cellular component (GO): nucleus
Molecular function (GO): cyclin-dependent protein serine/threonine kinase inhibitor activity
Source: RefSeq, a predicted model, not a curated record
GGUAUAGAAGGACAGAAGGAAGGACCACAGAGAAAGGAAUAUGACGGGAAUAUAAAUGAAGUGCUGUUCCCUAAACCCCCAACCCUAACUUUUCUUCUCUCCCUCUCAACCCCUCCACCUCCUCCCUCCCCCACCUCUUCGCUCUGUACAAAAUCUCUCUUUCUUUCUCACACGAACCAAAAGAGUCUCGCUUUCACGAAAAACUGUGAGACAAAGAAAACAGACAGAGAUAUGGGAAAGUACAUGAAGAAGCCGAAGAUCACUGGUGAGGUGGCGCUGCUCAUGGAGCUCUCCCACUCCAUUGGCGUCUGCACCAGAGCCAAAGCACUAGCGCUCCAACGCCUCCAGAAGACCACUCCGUCACCGGCCGUUGCACCCAGCGCGGAUGCCUCCUCCUCCUCCUCCUCCUACCUCCAGCUCCGCAGCCGCCGCCUCCAGAAACCGCCUUUACUCAGAAAGCAACAACAGCAGAAACCCAGUGAGUGUUGCAGAGAGAGCCUUUCUGGGCCUCGGCCCAAUUCCAGGCUGGACGUGGGCUCGGUGGCCUCGUCGGGGUCGGUGAAAGGCAAGGAGGAGGAAGAGGACGAGCAGGGGUGUGUUGGUGAGUUUUGGAAGGGCGAUGAAGCAGAGGAGGGUAAUGAUUUGGGGGUUGAGGCUUCGUUUGGAGAGAAUACUCUGGAGCUUGAUGGCAGAGACAGGAGCACCAGGGAGAGCACGCCUUGUAGUGUAAGGGACUCGGAUUCCAUGGGAACCCCUGGUUCAACCACCAGGCGAACAACUUUUACUGAAACAAACCGAAGAGUUAGGAAUGACAUGCGAAGAAACAUCCCAACAGCACAUGAGAUGGAGGAGUUCUUUGUGUAUGCUGAGAAACAACAACAGGGAAUAUUUAUUGAGAAGUAUAACUUUGAUUUCGUGAAUGAUUUGCCCCUCCCCGGACGGUACGAAUGGGUGCAGAUAAUUCCCUAAACAAAGUUAAUUCACUCGGAGUUGCUAUUAUUUCUGGCUGAGCAUUUGAAGUGCGAGCAUUGAAAGGAAACUAGAGCUAAGGAGUGUGGUUUAAUGAUCUGUAACAUUACAGAGCUUAAUUACACACUAACCAGCUAAAAAUACCAGAAUCCUUGGUUCAAGAGAUUUGGGGAUUCAUUAGAGAGGAGAUUGGGUAGGGUAGUUUUUAGGGUUUCGAUAGUUUCAUGAAUUGUAAUUUUUAAGGGGUAUAUCUAAUUUACUAGAUUUGCAUUUCCAGUCUUCUCUUCUUAAUAUUUCAGUUUUGUGUAUAUUUUUAGGUAGGGAUUAACCAUGUCUCAUUGGAAAUAAAUAUAUGCUUGUCUUA